AUGGGAACAUGCUCUACUAAACAAAAGCAUCUACUAUGUUAAGGCAAGAAAUAAAAAAGUGUGGCUCCAGAGAAAUUUAAAACUAGAGAUUUCUCGACUUAAACUGAGAAUUAAUUGAUUGACUCAAAGUAACUUGAAUUUUUGUAAACUAGAAGAAACUUUCAUCUGUCUGAAUCCAUAAAAGAGCUUAAGUCUUCCACUAAUUUUUUGGAAGGAACAUCAAUUCAAACGCAGCCAAUUAUAGGAACGCAAUUUGAGACCUAAGAUGAGCCAGAUAAUGACAAAAACAUAGAUCUCCCUAGACUCAAAAUCCUCAAAGGUUUAAAUGUUUUAAGUCCAAUUAAAAAUCAUCCUCUAUCUGAUUAGAAAUUGCAAGCUCUUUAAAAGUAGAAAACAUAACCUAUGAAAAGUCCAUUCAAAUAGGUAGAGCCAUUAGAAAGCAAAAUCAAUAUGAAAAGGGCCACCGAAGCAUUUUAUGGUAGAAAUAUGCCGAAACUUAGCAUCAUAAAGAAAGAAGGUUUAAAUAUUAAUAAGGAGAUAGAUGAUAGAAUAAAAAACAUGGAGUAUGAGGAAAGUUUAUCUUCAUCAUCAAGCGAUGAAAAUUCAUAAUCAAAAAGUCCAUCACUUUCCCCUUAAGGUGUUAAAUUCCCAAUUAUAAAAAGUCUACAGAGUAACUUGAUUAAUUUUUCAAAUAGCUCAGCCAUCCCAAUUAGAUCUUUGAAAGCAGUCAAAUAUUAGACAUUAAAAUAAGAUAAUACGAUUUAAUCGAAAUUCCCACUGAAAUAAUCUAUAACAUAGGAGAGGGCACUACCUCCUAUAAAUUCAAUCCAAUAGAUAAAGAGGAAUUCAAUGAUCAUUGUAGAUAGCUCUAGCUAAUAAUCCAAGCAAAAUUUAGAUGAGCGGCAAUUCGGCCAUAAUCAGAAGCCAUCCUAGGAUAGGAAUCUGAUUCGAUAGGUUAGGGUUAUCUCUAGGUAAAUUAGGAGCUAGGAAGAGUUGCCAGGCAUUGUUGAGGAGUCUAAGAGAAAGAAUAUUCAAAAAUUUAUCAAGAGAUAGACGAUGAUCAUUUAAGACAUUAAGAAAUCAGACCUUGUUGCGAAGAAGAGAAAUAGUCUUUAGAUUGAGGUCAUUAAACUUGAGUAAAGCAGAUCAAAUGUAGACUUUUUCCAACCAUCUGCUCAUAAUUUGAACGAUAUUAAUACCAUUUCGCCAAUCUUAAAGAAAGACAAAUCAGAUUUAUUUUCAUAGUUAUAGUAGCUCCAGAACACUUAGGAGCUCGAAAUAGUUAGCGAGAUUAGUUCUACUUUCUCUGAAAUUGAUUCUAUUAAUGAAAAAGAGUAGGAAAAUAGUAGUACAGCAAAAAAGGAGAAAAGAAUUCCUCUUUAAAACAAAUAAUUGAGGAUAUUGCCUGUAAAUAUGAGACAACGAGUUUCUAUCCAAUACGAUCUGUUGCCUAGAUAAAAUCUCAUAGAACAGAAAAAUAGCAACUUGCUUGGAGUAACAUUGCAGUAAAAGCGUCGUAGAACAGUAGGAUUUUCCUAAAUACCUCAUUAGAUCUAGUACUCUCCAACUAGUAGUGCAAAAUAACUCAGAAAGUAAAUAGAUAACAUCAAAGAUGAUGAAAAGUAAUCAUCAGACACAGAAUCGAUUCCAUCAAGCAUUUAAAAAUCUAAUUCUUAGUCUAGAGGAAAGGUUUCCAGGAUAGAUCUUGUGCAUAACUCAUCUAUCAGUUCUCAUCAAUUCAAAUCAAACAUUUCAAGAAGUUCAUAUUCAAGAUCAUCGAAAGGAAAAAAGAUUCUCAAUUACAGACAGAUUAAAAAUCUCGGCGAAGGAAAAUUCUCCAAAGUGAAACUAUGCCAAAGUAUUGAAGACUCUGAAAAUGUUGUAGCCAUUAAAAUUUUAAACAUUCGUAAGCUCAAGAGGAGAGAUUAAGUUUCUCCGCUAAUGAGGAAUUCAACAUCUGACAUCACUAAUGAGAUCAGAGUGUUAAAGAAAUUAAACCAUUAAAACAUUAUAAAGCUCAUUGAAACAUAAUUAAUAGAAGAUAAGCAGUAUAUAGUUCUCGAAUAUUGUGACUAGGAUUGUCUUUAGAGUAUAUUAGAAAAGAAAACGUACAUUGAAGAGGAGAAAGCAAGACAGAUAUUUAAAUAAAUCAUUGAAGGUCUUGAAUACCUACAAACGAAUGGAAUAUGCCAUAGAGAUCUAAAACCUCAUAACAUAGGAUUAUGUGAAAAUGACGUUGUAAAAAUAUUUGAUUUUGGAACAUGUGUGACAGAUUUGCCGAUUGAUAAUCCAAAGGUUUCAGGACUUGGUGGAACUUUACUUUUUAACAGUCCUGAAUAGCUCGAUGGUGAAAGGAAGAGUUAUGACGGCUUCAAAGCUGAUAUCUGGGCAUGCGGCGUUAUCCUAUACCAAAUUUUAACGGGAAAGUAUCCUUUUUAUGAGGCUACCACGCAUUUGAUUACCAAAACCAUUCUAAAUAGCGAAGUUUAAUAUCCAAUUGAUAUAAAGUAGUAGAUUAGCGAUAGCGCAAAGGACUUAAUAAGUUUGAUCCUUGAAAAAGAUCCUUAGAAAAGAUUGUCUAUAAAUUAAAUCAAAAGCCAUAAGUGGUUUUGUCAGUGA
Molecule: messenger RNA, 2619 nt
Organism: Stylonychia lemnae
Lineage: Eukaryota; Ciliophora; Spirotrichea; Sporadotrichida; Oxytrichidae
Source: the annotation of a GenBank genome assembly